AUGACGUGGCACGGAGAAGACUCAUUAGGUAACCCGAAGUUUGGGUUGUUGAAGCCUUCAAGCAUGAAUGUCGAAAAUGUAAUAGGAAGAGAGAGAGAGAGAGAGAGAGAGAGAAGAGGGGGGGGUGGGGGGGGCAGCAGAGAGUGGGUUGGGGAGGUGGGGCUGGGGGUUGAGUCGAGCAUAAGGCUUGGGAAUGGGGGUGAGAGAAGGGUUGGUUGCGGCUGGGGAUGGGGUGGGGGCAGGGUGUGGGUUGCUGCUAGGGCAGACGGAAGGGAGGGGAACGAAGGAGAAGGGGAGGGAUGGCUGUAG
Molecule: messenger RNA, 309 nt
Organism: Prunus armeniaca (apricot)
Lineage: Eukaryota; Viridiplantae; Streptophyta; Magnoliopsida; Rosales; Rosaceae
Source: the annotation of a GenBank genome assembly